AUGACAGUUUCGUAUAUUUUGGAUUCCUCUACUUCAACUGUUGGGUCAUUUUUAAGGAUUCUUUUUAGAUGGCGAGGAUCAGUUUGGAAGUCUGUACUAGUCGAGGUGAUUGUUUGGAUCGUUCUCUAUUAUAUCGUUUUUAGCAUUUAUCGGUUUAGUCUUGAUACAAUACAGCAAAAAAUGUUUGAAAGUAUUGGGCGUCAUAUUGAUAUUAGAUUGCAUCUCCUACCUUUAACUUUUAUGUGGAAAAAUAUAUUUCAAAACAUAGGCUUUAUUGACAGUGCCGCUUUUUACAUUAAUACUUAUAUUCGUGGAGAUGAAUAUUUGUGUUUAACACAAGUUUUGGUACUUCGCGAUAUUUCUGUACCCGUUAGGAAGCGUUUCCCAAAUCUGGAUUCUUUGGUUGAUUCGGGACUUUUGAAAAAGAAUGAGCGCGAAUUAUUAGAAAAUAUACCUUCUGUUGGAUUUAAUAAUUAUUGGAUACCAAUUAAUUGGAUUUUUGUUAUCUGUUACCGCUUGCGUCUUUGCGGUAAUAUUGUGGCAGAUAUGUUGAUGAAUGCGAUAUUGAAUGAAGUUAAAGUGUUUAAAGAGAUAGACAGAAUAAUACCCUUAAUGACUAUUUUGGAACUAUUCUUCAUCAUGGGCUGGGUUAAAGUUGCAGAAGCUUUAUUGAAUCCUUUAGGAGAAGAUGACGAUGAUUUUGAAUGUAAUUUUAUAAUUGACCGAAAUAUUGCAAUGGCUAUGACAAUGGCUGACAUGUGCUAUGACAAAACACCAGAACAGAUUAUUUCUGAAGAUUCUUGUGACGAUUUAUUUAACCCGAAAACUGAGUUGGCCCCUUUAUAUGCAGAAAGCAUUGCAACACAACCCCAACACCCACUUGUCGGCUCAGCAACCUUGUGUAAUUUGCCAGAAGAGCAUUUGCCCGUUCGGAUGGUAGAAAGACAACAAGAAGUAAAAAGAGGAUCUAAUGUUGAUGAUUCCCUUUCCAACACAAACAGUACAGAAUUGUCUACUGAAAAGGGUCUAAAUUUGCGUCGAUUUUCUAAUAUUUCUAUGAAAAAGUUGCGAAAUAUGCGUCAAUCUAUAUCAAUCCCUAUACAACCAAAAUUUUGUGGAGGGAAGUUAUCAAAAAUUAGCGAAAAACAAAUUGAACAAAUUAAAAAUGGAUGGUCACCAGAAAAUUUGAAAAAUUCUAUACACACUAUAGAGAGACUGGAUGAGACAUUGGAGAGACAAAAUGAUAUUACCACAACGCCGGCUAGGAAGUUAUCUGCACCAGUGUUACUCACUACCACCUCUUCAUUACCUUUACCAACAUCACCUGAAAAGCAAAAACCAACGAGACCAUUCCACUUGCCAUUAGCGCCAGUAAAUGAAGACGAAAAUUUGGAAAGUGAAGAAGACUCGUUUAACAAUAAAUGUCAGACAAGAAGGGGAGAAUAA
Messenger RNA from Meloidogyne enterolobii, 1446 nucleotides. NCBI's taxonomy places the organism in Eukaryota, Metazoa, Nematoda, Chromadorea, Rhabditida, Meloidogynidae. The record is from the annotation of a GenBank genome assembly.